Messenger RNA from Gossypium raimondii (Peruvian cotton), 1266 nucleotides. Its product is annotated as ADP-glucose phosphorylase. The record is from RefSeq and is a predicted model, not a curated record. Gene Ontology annotation, molecular function: UDP-glucose:hexose-1-phosphate uridylyltransferase activity; zinc ion binding. The transcript has 3 exons. Bases 81 to 1115 code for a protein of 344 amino acids. Lineage: Eukaryota; Viridiplantae; Streptophyta; Magnoliopsida; Malvales; Malvaceae. Gene Ontology annotation, biological process: beta-D-galactose catabolic process via UDP-galactose, Leloir pathway.
GAUAAAAUUCCUUCUUUCUUUUAUUUUUUUAUCUGAAAGAAGUAAAUUUCCAAACAAUCAAAAAGGAAAAGUCGAAGAUCAUGGCAACUACACCACCAACUCGGAGCCCCGAACUCCGAAAAGACCCGGUUACAAACCAAUGGGUCAUCUUCUCUCCGGCCCGAGCCAAGCGUCCUUCCGAUUUCAAAUCCAAAUCGCCGGAAAAUCCUAACAAUAAUUCUUCAUCAUGCCCCUUCUGCAUCGGUAACGAGCACCAGUGUGCACCCGAGAUAUUUCGAGUCCCGCCCGAUCCUAACUGGAAACUCCGGGUUAUUGAGAACUUGUAUCCAGCUUUGAGCAGGAAACUCGAUCACCCAAAUGGCCAGAAUGACGAUUCGAGUAGCGAGUUGAGCGGGUUGGGUUGGGUUGUAGCGGGAUUCGGGUUUCACGAUGUGGUGAUUGAAACUCCAGUUCACUCGGUUCAGUUGUCGGAUUUGGAUCCGAGUAAGAUUGGUGAUGUUUUGAUUGCUUAUAAGAGGAGGAUUGAGCAGAUUAAGCAGUUUGAUUCAAUCAAAUAUAUUCAGGUGUUCAAGAACCAUGGAGCUUCAGCUGGGGCUUCAAUGAGUCACUCUCACAGUCAGAUGCUAUCUCUUCCCAUUGUUCCUCCUAGUGUUUCUACUCGACUCAACAGUAUGAAGGAGCAUUUUAAUCAGACAGGGAAAUGUAGUCUCUGUCAGGUCCAAUCAAAGGACCUCUUGAUUAAUGAAACCAGCCAUUUCUUUUCCAUUGCUCCAUAUGCUUCUUCAUUUCCUUUCGAGAUAUGGAUAAUUCCCCGAGAUCACUCUUCUCAUUUUGAUGAACUGGACAAUAAGAAGGCAGUUGAUCUCGGUGGCUUGCUAAAACUCAUUCUUAAAAAGAUGGCUUUGCAGUUGAACAACCCCCCAUUCAAUUUUAUGAUCCAUACUUCACCAAUACAGGUUACUGACUCUGAGUUACCUUAUAGUCACUGGUUUUUACAGAUAAUACCUCAGUUAACCGGUGUAGGAGGUUUUGAACUCGGAUCUGGAUGUUACAUAAACCCUGUUUUUCCUGAUGAUGCUGCUAAAAUUUUGAGGGAACUUAAUGUUCCUAUAUAGGGAUUAGGAGCUGAUUAACAUCAUACUAGUACUGUAAAAUCAUAUUGCAAUAAGAAAAUGUUUCAAACAAUUUGCAUGAGGAAAUCUCUUGUAAACCUAUUUAAGCCACACUUUUCUAAUUUUAUCUAUUCGUAUUCAUUUGUGUGGUAAA